Volvox carteri f. nagariensis is the source of this 2544-nucleotide messenger RNA. RefSeq lists its product as uncharacterized. The record is from RefSeq and is a predicted model, not a curated record. NCBI's taxonomy places the organism in Eukaryota, Viridiplantae, Chlorophyta, Chlorophyceae, Chlamydomonadales, Volvocaceae. Gene Ontology annotation, cellular component: exocyst. Gene Ontology annotation, biological process: regulation of division septum assembly; exocytosis; cell division. The transcript has 22 exons. The coding region runs from base 1 to 2544 and encodes 847 amino acids. Gene Ontology annotation, molecular function: phosphatidylinositol-4,5-bisphosphate binding.
AUGAAACCUCUUCAGGGACGGACACGGAACGCAGUCAGCGACCUCAUCCGGAAGCUGCAACUCUGUUUCGACAUUUUCUUCCCGGAAAAACCUAAGGAUGUUACACCCAAAGAAGAAGUCAAGCGGCGGCUUAAAAUGGUGUUGGUGGCUGACCGAUGCGGCAUGAGCCCGGGUUCGCUCGGCGAGCUUAAGAAGACUAUCGCACGAGCACUUCAAGAUUUCGUCGAUAUCGAGUCGGAAGACGCAAUUGAGGUCCGCUGUACUGUACAAGGAUGGAGCCUCCGGCUGACCACUGACAGUGUGUUAAAGCUGCGAUGCCCAAGAUGCGUGUCGACCGUAUUCUUGCCUUUCUCCAAGUCGAACCUGGAAAUGUCUGGCAUAGCUCAACAUGCCGAGCAAAUCACCACGGCCUUACAGCUUCAUGCACAACUAACAACGGAGACCGACGCAGUCCUGCAAUCCCUGCAAGAAAAGCUGUCCGAACUCAAUCGGAAGUUGGCGCCUAUCCACGACCGUGCGACAGCGCUCACGUGGGCGGAAGAAAACAUAACGCUUGUGAAGGCUGAAACGAGUGAAUUACUGUUGCACAUCGAUGCGUCUCGAAAGGUAGAGAGCGUGUUGCGGCUGGGUCCGGGGCGGGAUGAGGCGCAGCUGGAGCAGUUUCUGGCAGCCGUGGGGCGGCUGGAAGAGGCACUCAGCCGCCUGGAAGCCUACAUGGACGGAGGAAACGUCAAUGCAGUGGAGCAGGCGUACGAUAAUGCAAUGGAGCUGUACGACAGGGCCAUGCGGGAUUGCGAGGCGGAUUUUGCGUCUGUGCUGGCGCAGCAUGGGGCGGCUCGGCUGCCAUCAGCCGCCUGGCUGACGGAGAAGGCUUCUCCCGAGAACCUUCGGGACAGCCUGUCACGUCCUGAGUUGGAGCUGUUACCCCCCUCCGCGGUUGCCCGGGUGUCCCGACUGGCGGAGGCCAUGUUGCGGGGCCGCCAUGUGACGUGCCUGGACACGUAUGCGCAGCCCUUCGUUGUCUGGUGCGCGGUGCCGCCCUUGGAGCGCCUCCGGGCUCCAGGCCCGCGGCCGGUCCCUGGACAUGCUUUUAGCCCUCACCAGCUUCAGCGGCUGGUGGCCGGCUGGGCGCAGCAGCUGCGGGUGCUGCUGGUGGGGGCGGCGGCGGAGCUGGCACUGGCUCAAGACGUGUGGCCUUCGCCGUACGACGAAGUCACAUUCUCCGAAACCAUCAGCCGCUCGCUACGAUUGGUGCUCCAGAUGCACCAGUCGCUGAAGGAUCUUCUGCCGUACCUUGAUGACCUGUUAUCAGCUCGCGAGCGAUGUACGGGUUUGCUGAACGAGGCCCACCUGCUGGGGGUCAUGAUUGGCAGGUCGGCGAGGCAGCUGUUUGCGGAUUUCGAGGAGGGUGUUGGCAGUCGGGGGCUGCAGGGCUCCGGCGCGUACGGCUCUGAGGCCGUGUCCAAGCUCACCAUGCUGGACGGCACCGUACACCCGAUAUGCGCUACCACACUGAGCUUCCUUAAGGCCCUGGAAGCCAAGGCCCGGUCGUACAAGGUUCCGGCGCUAGGUGACCUGUUCCUCAUGAACAACGUGCAUUACAUGGUGUGGACGGUGGAGCACGCGGCGGCCGCCGACAAUCAAACGCAACAACAACAACAAGGUCAACAACCGAAGCAGCUCGGCAGUAAUCCCCCGCCCGAUGACAUGGAAGAUCCCACCAGCACCAAAACAACAAGAACCGCAACAGCGAGGCAAAGUGGCCGCCGCCGCGGCGGCGGCGCCGGAGGCUCCGCCUCCGACAACGGCGACGGCGGCUCCGCCGCCGCUGCACCUCCCAGCGCCCCCGCCUCCGCCGCCUCCGCCAGUCUGGGCGUAUUGGGCCUUGCUUGGGUGGAGCGCCAUAAGGACAUCGUUGAGCACUAUGGCGCCUCCUACCAGGAUAAGACCUGGCGGCCCCUCGUUGCCGUACUGGAGGGAGUGCUGGUGACGGAGGUGGACGCGGAGCCCUCGGAUCCAGGUCGCUUCAAGGCCUGGCUCAAAUCCAAAUUCGCCAAAAUCAACUCACAACUGGACUCUAUCUUCAAGCAGCAGUCUGCUUGGACCAUUCCGGACGCCAAGCUCAAGACGGCUGUACGCAAUGUUAUCAAGCAGGACCUGCUGCCUCUGUACGGCGAGUUCUGGGACCGUUACACAGCCGUGGACUUCACCACUCACCCCGACAAGUACCUGCGGUACGAGUGCGCUAGGCAGUGUACGGCCGCGUACCCGCCAGAGCAACUCGAGUUCCUCAUCGACCACUCGCUGUUCGAGGGCAGGGCGGCGGCUCCUCGGGGUGGCGGCGGUGGCGGUGGUGGCAGCAGUUUUCCUCCGCCGCCGCUGAGCAGCGUGUCCUCCUCGCGGUCGGGGGUGGGGGCGGGGCCGGCGGGGUCCGUCCGCGGGGGCAGCCAGCCGGUGCUGACGGUGGCGGCGGCGGCGCCGCAGCCGCCAGCGGUGGGGGCAGGCGGGAGGGCGAAAAGCAGCAUCGCUGCGGGGCGACGAUGA